AUGGGACUCUCAGCUAAGAGGAAACAAAAGAAGAUCAUUUUAUUUAUUGACAAUUGUCCAGCUCACCCACAAAUUCAAAAUUUGACUAACAUCAAACUGGCAUUCUUACCACCGUUUUUGGUGGUCAGAUCAGUUAUUCAGCCUAUUUAUCAAGGUAUAAUUGAGACUCUUAAAGGCCAUUAUCGAAAACUUCUAGUGGAGAAAAUGGUAAACGACAUUGAAAAAAGUACUACCCCAUUUGCCGUCAAUCUUCUGGAUGCCAUUGAAAUGACAACAAUAGCAUGGGCACGAGUUACUCCAGACACAAUAAAAAAAUGUUUUUCACAUGCUGGGUUUGGUAAAUUUUUGAAUUUAAAUACAACUGAUGACGAUUCUGAUGAUGAAUUGGACAAUUUGCCAUUGGCGAGAUUAUCAUCAGCGGAAGCAACAGUUACGGAUUGGGAAACUUAUGUGAAUAUUGACGAUCAAGUUAUCGCUACUGAUAACUUGACUGAUAAUGAAAUUAUUGAGUCUGUGCUUCAAACACAAGAAAAGGAGGAUGAAGAAGAGGAAGAUUGCAAUCUAAAUGAGAUUCCAACAACUAGAGAUGCAUUAUGUGCUAUAACAACGCUCAAAAUGUACUUUUUAUUUGGUGAAGGCCAGAAUAAUUUAGAUAUUGAAGGAAUUAUGAAAAUGGAAUACACCUUACAGAGUGGACAAAAAACCAAACUUAAACAGUGCACUAUAACUCGUUUUUUUAAUAACACCCGUGUAUAUAACAUAAUUAAAUAA
Parnassius apollo (apollo) is the source of this 771-nucleotide messenger RNA. Lineage: Eukaryota; Metazoa; Arthropoda; Insecta; Lepidoptera; Papilionidae. The record is from the annotation of a GenBank genome assembly.